AUGCUGAACUCGGUGGCCCGUUGCAAGGAAAUCGUGCAAGCCCUCGUCGGCUCCCUCGGCCGUGUAGAUCCAAAUGACAUUCGUGUUGUUGCGGGCAAGGGAGCCAAGCCGGCACCAUUACACAAUUAUGCCACGGUAGGCGUGAGGGACAGUGUGCUCUUGAUCACCGCCUAUGAACCAAGCACUCUGAAGCACAUAGAAAAGGCGGUCUACGCUGCUAACAAGGACUUGACCCCAGAGCCAGCCCCUGAGGAAGGCGAAGGCGUUCUCUAUGUACAUGUGCCCAAGGCCACAGGCGAAACGCGCAAGGCACUUGUCCAGAAAUGCGUGAACGAAUGCGAGCACGCCAAAGCCGCUGUGCGCUCGGCGCGCCAGGCAGCUCAGAAGCGCCUCAAGCAUGACACUGACGCCAAGGUUCUCAGCAAGAACGAGUCCCAGAAGGAGGCCAAAAAAGUAUGUUUACGAAAGGCGACUGACUUGAAGCUGGAGGAUAUCACGAAGAAGCACACAUCGCAAAUUGAUCAGGUGUCAGCAGACGCGCACAAGCGCCUUCUUCACUGA
Messenger RNA from Malassezia sympodialis ATCC 42132, 561 nucleotides. RefSeq lists its product as uncharacterized. The transcript has 3 exons. Gene Ontology annotation, cellular component: mitochondrion. The record is from RefSeq and is a predicted model, not a curated record. Bases 1 to 561 code for a protein of 186 amino acids. Gene Ontology annotation, biological process: translation. Lineage: Eukaryota; Fungi; Basidiomycota; Malasseziomycetes; Malasseziales; Malasseziaceae. Gene Ontology annotation, molecular function: ribosomal large subunit binding.